Messenger RNA from Colias croceus (clouded yellow), 4745 nucleotides. RefSeq lists its product as uncharacterized. The transcript is spliced from 10 exons. NCBI's taxonomy places the organism in Eukaryota, Metazoa, Arthropoda, Insecta, Lepidoptera, Pieridae. The record is from RefSeq and is a predicted model, not a curated record. The annotation marks the transcript as partial.
UCCGUGCGUCCCAGUUUGUUUGUUUCGCUAAUGUGUGGUGUGUAGUGCUCCCCUGGCCCGUGGGGGGAUGUGGCCAAUAUCGCAACAUGUUGGCAGUUCGCCAUGCCAAGUACCUGGGUUCAUUCCCGGCGGCGGGCGGCGAGCACGCGGCGCGAGUCGAGACCGUCACACGGAGACUGCAUCUUAUGAAGCAGGAAAGUGGACACGCAGUGCCGGUUCUAGUGGUGGUCGCGCUUUCCGGGGUCAAGGUAUGCGACCCCGAAGAUCAGAGCGUGCGCAUGUCGCACGCGCUGCGGCGCAUCUCGUACGCGACGUGUGAGGCGGCGCGCGCGCUGUUCGCGUUCGUGGCGCGCGAGCCGCGCUCCGAGCCCGCGCACCAGUACUGCCACGCGUUCGAGACCGACUCGCCCGACCAGGCGGAGGAGUUAAACGCGCUGGUGGGAGAUGCGUUCCGCAUGGCGUUCGCCUCGCAACUGCAGCCCUCCGCUCCUCUAUGGAGUAAGGAGCUAAGCGGGGGUUCGUGCCCGCGCGCUCCGGACUCGCUGCCCGGCCUCAAUCACCACUAUCCUCAUUGUUUAGACAGUGUGGAGCGCGAGCGGCCGCCGCUGAUGAAGCGGCUGGCGCUGGGGCUGAGCGGCGCGCUGCUGCAGCCCUCCGACGACGACGCCACGCCGCUCGUCGCCGACACGCCCUGCACGCCGACGAACGCGGGUCUGUGCGUGUCGGGCGGCUACACCAACGAGGCCAGCGAGCGCGCCCGCCCGCCGCCGCUCCAACACAACGAGUUCGACACACGGCACAAACACCUCACUAACGGUCGGCCAUCUGGCGGCAGUGUAGCAGCAUCCUCAUCUUCAGGCGAGUCCUCGUGCGGGGCUUCACGAGAUUCACGGGACUCGCGGGAUUCAAGGGAUUCGCGGGACUCGGGGAACAAUAACUUGCGGCCGCUUGAACCAGAGCUCAAGAAUGCGCCCUGGUUCCAACAGGGUAUACCUAGAGAGAUCGCGCUGGAGGUGCUGUCGGCGGCGGCGCCGGGCGCGUUCCUGGUGCGCGGCAGCACCACGCAGGCGGGCUGCCUGGCGCUGUCGCUGCGCGUGCCGCCGCACUUCGCGCCCUCCGGCAUCGCGCACUACCUCAUCCUCGCCACGCCCAAGGGCUACAAGAUCAAGGUGCGCUGCAGUGCAAUGUUGCUGGUGCGCGGCAGCACCACGCAGGCGGGCUGCCUGGCGCUGUCGCUGCGCGUGCCGCCGCACUUCGCGCCCUCCGGCAUCGCGCACUACCUCAUCCUCGCCACGCCCAAGGGCUACAAGAUCAAGGUGCGCUGCAGUGCAAUGUUGCUGGUGCGCGGCAGCACCACGCAGGCGGGCUGCCUGGCGCUGUCGCUGCGCGUGCCGCCGCACUUCGCGCCCUCCGGCAUCGCGCACUACCUCAUCCUCGCCACGCCCAAGGGCUACAAGAUCAAGGUGCGCUGCAGUGCAAUGUUGCUGGUGCGCGGCAGCACCACGCAGGCGGGCUGCCUGGCGCUGUCGCUGCGCGUGCCGCCGCACUUCGCGCCCUCCGGCAUCGCGCACUACCUCAUCCUCGCCACGCCCAAGGGCUACAAGAUCAAGGUGCGCUGCAGUGCAAUGUUGCUGGUGCGCGGCAGCACCACGCAGGCGGGCUGCCUGGCGCUGUCGCUGCGCGUGCCGCCGCACUUCGCGCCCUCCGGCAUCGCGCACUACCUCAUCCUCGCCACGCCCAAGGGCUACAAGAUCAAGGUGCGCUGCAGUGCAAUGUUGCUGGUGCGCGGCAGCACCACGCAGGCGGGCUGCCUGGCGCUGUCGCUGCGCGUGCCGCCGCACUUCGCGCCCUCCGGCAUCGCGCACUACCUCAUCCUCGCCACGCCCAAGGGCUACAAGAUCAAGGUGCGCUGCAGUGCAAUGUUGCUGGUGCGCGGCAGCACCACGCAGGCGGGCUGCCUGGCGCUGUCGCUGCGCGUGCCGCCGCACUUCGCGCCCUCCGGCAUCGCGCACUACCUCAUCCUCGCCACGCCCAAGGGCUACAAGAUCAAGGUGCGCUGCAGUGCAAUGUUGCUGGUGCGCGGCAGCACCACGCAGGCGGGCUGCCUGGCGCUGUCGCUGCGCGUGCCGCCGCACUUCGCGCCCUCCGGCAUCGCGCACUACCUCAUCCUCGCCACGCCCAAGGGCUACAAGAUCAAGGUGCGCUGCAGUGCAAUGUUGCUGGUGCGCGGCAGCACCACGCAGGCGGGCUGCCUGGCGCUGUCGCUGCGCGUGCCGCCGCACUUCGCGCCCUCCGGCAUCGCGCACUACCUCAUCCUCGCCACGCCCAAGGGCUACAAGAUCAAGGUGCGCUGCAGUGCAAUGUUGCUGGUGCGCGGCAGCACCACGCAGGCGGGCUGCCUGGCGCUGUCGCUGCGCGUGCCGCCGCACUUCGCGCCCUCCGGCAUCGCGCACUACCUCAUCCUCGCCACGCCCAAGGGCUACAAGAUCAAGGUGCGCUGCAGUGCAAUGUUGCUGGUGCGCGGCAGCACCACGCAGGCGGGCUGCCUGGCGCUGUCGCUGCGCGUGCCGCCGCACUUCGCGCCCUCCGGCAUCGCGCACUACCUCAUCCUCGCCACGCCCAAGGGCUACAAGAUCAAGGUGCGCUGCAGUGCAAUGUUGCUGGUGCGCGGCAGCACCACGCAGGCGGGCUGCCUGGCGCUGUCGCUGCGCGUGCCGCCGCACUUCGCGCCCUCCGGCAUCGCGCACUACCUCAUCCUCGCCACGCCCAAGGGCUACAAGAUCAAGGUGCGCUGCAGUGCAAUGUUGCUGGUGCGCGGCAGCACCACGCAGGCGGGCUGCCUGGCGCUGUCGCUGCGCGUGCCGCCGCACUUCGCGCCCUCCGGCAUCGCGCACUACCUCAUCCUCGCCACGCCCAAGGGCUACAAGAUCAAGGUGCGCUGCAGUGCAAUGUUGCUGGUGCGCGGCAGCACCACGCAGGCGGGCUGCCUGGCGCUGUCGCUGCGCGUGCCGCCGCACUUCGCGCCCUCCGGCAUCGCGCACUACCUCAUCCUCGCCACGCCCAAGGGCUACAAGAUCAAGGUGCGCUGCAGUGCAAUGUUGCUGGUGCGCGGCAGCACCACGCAGGCGGGCUGCCUGGCGCUGUCGCUGCGCGUGCCGCCGCACUUCGCGCCCUCCGGCAUCGCGCACUACCUCAUCCUCGCCACGCCCAAGGGCUACAAGAUCAAGGUGCGCUGCAGUGCAAUGUUGCUGGUGCGCGGCAGCACCACGCAGGCGGGCUGCCUGGCGCUGUCGCUGCGCGUGCCGCCGCACUUCGCGCCCUCCGGCAUCGCGCACUACCUCAUCCUCGCCACGCCCAAGGGCUACAAGAUCAAGGUGCGCUGCAGUGCAAUGUUGCUGGUGCGCGGCAGCACCACGCAGGCGGGCUGCCUGGCGCUGUCGCUGCGCGUGCCGCCGCACUUCGCGCCCUCCGGCAUCGCGCACUACCUCAUCCUCGCCACGCCCAAGGGCUACAAGAUCAAGGUGCGCUGCAGUGCAAUGUUGCUGGUGCGCGGCAGCACCACGCAGGCGGGCUGCCUGGCGCUGUCGCUGCGCGUGCCGCCGCACUUCGCGCCCUCCGGCAUCGCGCACUACCUCAUCCUCGCCACGCCCAAGGGCUACAAGAUCAAGGUGCGCUGCAGUGCAAUGUUGCUGGUGCGCGGCAGCACCACGCAGGCGGGCUGCCUGGCGCUGUCGCUGCGCGUGCCGCCGCACUUCGCGCCCUCCGGCAUCGCGCACUACCUCAUCCUCGCCACGCCCAAGGGCUACAAGAUCAAGGUGCGCUGCAGUGCAAUGUUGCUGGUGCGCGGCAGCACCACGCAGGCGGGCUGCCUGGCGCUGUCGCUGCGCGUGCCGCCGCACUUCGCGCCCUCCGGCAUCGCGCACUACCUCAUCCUCGCCACGCCCAAGGGCUACAAGAUCAAGGUGCGCUGCAGUGCAAUGUUGCUGGUGCGCGGCAGCACCACGCAGGCGGGCUGCCUGGCGCUGUCGCUGCGCGUGCCGCCGCACUUCGCGCCCUCCGGCAUCGCGCACUACCUCAUCCUCGCCACGCCCAAGGGCUACAAGAUCAAGGUGCGCUGCAGUGCAAUGUUGCUGGUGCGCGGCAGCACCACGCAGGCGGGCUGCCUGGCGCUGUCGCUGCGCGUGCCGCCGCACUUCGCGCCCUCCGGCAUCGCGCACUACCUCAUCCUCGCCACGCCCAAGGGCUACAAGAUCAAGGUGCGCUGCAGUGCAAUGUUGCUGGUGCGCGGCAGCACCACGCAGGCGGGCUGCCUGGCGCUGUCGCUGCGCGUGCCGCCGCACUUCGCGCCCUCCGGCAUCGCGCACUACCUCAUCCUCGCCACGCCCAAGGGCUACAAGAUCAAGGUGCGCUGCAGUGCAAUGUUGCUGGUGCGCGGCAGCACCACGCAGGCGGGCUGCCUGGCGCUGUCGCUGCGCGUGCCGCCGCACUUCGCGCCCUCCGGCAUCGCGCACUACCUCAUCCUCGCCACGCCCAAGGGCUACAAGAUCAAGGUGCGCUGCAGUGCAAUGUUGCUGGUGCGCGGCAGCACCACGCAGGCGGGCUGCCUGGCGCUGUCGCUGCGCGUGCCGCCGCACUUCGCGCCCUCCGGCAUCGCGCACUACCUCAUCCUCGCCACGCCCAAGGGCUACAAGAUCAAGGUGCGCCACAGUGCAAUGUUGCUGGUGCGCGGCAGCACCACGCAGGCG